This is a messenger RNA of Porites evermanni, 9547 nucleotides long. Lineage: Eukaryota; Metazoa; Cnidaria; Anthozoa; Scleractinia; Poritidae. The record is from the annotation of a GenBank genome assembly.
UCAAUUCAAGUCUUUGAGCUUCUUACAACUUUUCUAGUGAGUUACAACUUCCGCUGGUGUUUGUUGAACUAUAGACGGUUCACUGAAUAUCUUUGCAUUUGAAUUUAAGAUUGCUUAACAUAAUAAAACUAUACCCGGAGGCGUGUUUUGGUUUAAUCGCCUCAGUCUUCGGGAGACUUGUUAGUUCAUCCUGUUUUGUCAUUAGUCAGCAAACGUUUUUCCUCUUAAAACAAAAGAGUUUACAAAAUUAAUUAGUUUCCUUUUACUGUUAGUUGUUACAAAUACUUCCAUUUGCUUAGCAAACAAGGUCGCUACAGUUCAGUUUCUGUUCCCUACAAAUGUUUUACUACUGACAGAGGCGAUUUAAACCUGUUGUUGAUUAAUGUCGAUUUGCCUUCUCCGUUUAAGCCAUGUGAUGAGGCUUGACAAGUUCAGUCUCUUUUCCUCUUUCAUGCUAAGGUAAUUGAAAAUGACGUCAUUACGUCCAUAGUGUUGCAAAUAAAUGACAUAAAAUUACGUCCAAUCAAGAGAAGAGAAAAAUUCUCUCUUGCUUCUAAUGUAUUGCAAUUGUUUUCAAAAACGCAUGAUCCUGCCAAAUGACCUAAAAUAACCAAACAGAAUAGAGCUACCAGUUUUCCAGGAUAUUUUACUUCAAAAUAACGCUGGAAUAACGAUCACUGACUUCAUGUAUUAACUAUUAUUAUACGUUGUACUCACCAUCUGUCUUCUCAUUGGCUAAGAGCCUAACGCUCAUUUGGAAACCAGCGCAACCUACAGAUCAGUUAGUUAUCUGCUAUAAUAUCUAGAAAAUUUUCGGUGAAAUAAAACUGAAGCCCUUGUAAUUUCCAAAAGACUCGCAGUGAGUUCCCCUAGGAUGACCGAACGGGUACAAAUUUUAUAGCUCCGCUUAGAAUGCAUCAGUCUAGACUAAAAAAGUACUCUGGAUAGCCUAAAAGGUGUUUUCAAUGUUUUUAGGAGGAAACCGUCGUUGAAGUGGUCGUUGGGUGCCCUUGAUUUAGGUUCCAGGCGACGGUCAGUUUGUCGUUAUUUUCUUCAAAACAACGUAUAAUAAAACAAUGAUUCGGUUUUUUGUGAUAUACAAAUAUUCAAGGUCUCGGUAAGUGUUAUCAGCCUUGGCCUUCGAUCGGCUCGGCUGAUACUACACUUAUCUCGACCUUGAUUAUUCCGGAUGCCACAAAAACCUCAUCCAAUAAUUGUUUAAAAGCGGUUACUCCUGUUAAACCCCUUACACAUAUUAUAAUAUUGCCCAGGGGGAAAAAACAGACUUUACGCCUCAAGAAGCUCCAAAUUAUGCCGAAUAAGUGGACGGUACGGUUCAAAGGGUAAAAGCCAAAAUUGUUUUCUAGCUGACUCUAAGUCUACAUGUAUACAGAGUUACGGUAUCCAGGUUGCUUUACAAGGAAAGGCAGGCAUACAUCAUUGAUUAAAGAGAUCAAAUGGUUUUACAGAAAACAAAUCUGGUACGGUUGCGGUUGCUUAUAAUACUCUGUUAGCAACUUGCAAGUAAGUUCCCCAAAAGCCGAACGCAAACUUAAAAUUGAAGAACCUGAACUUACAAACAAUUGGCAAUUGUUAUUUCGCCUAACAAAUAUAGGAAACCCGUGAAAAUGAGUUUCCCUGUUUAUUUGGAAUUCUGAAGUGAUUGUUUGUACUUUCAAUCUCUUAAACUAUUUUGUUAAUCCCUAAAUAACUCUAUGCUUUGUUGUUAAACUAAUUAAACAUUCAUCUACCUUAGCAACAUAUAUUAUAGCGUGAAGAAAUACCUUUUAUAAAAAUGCAAUAUUCUUUAAUUAAUAACUCUGUGGGUAAUUGUAUUUGGGGGGGGGGGGGGGCCUUUAGUAAAUUUGCCUUUUUUUUUUGUGUGUGGAACCCCCCCCCCCCCUUCUUUAGUUUUUAAAUUUUUUUUUUUUUCUUUUUUAAAAUGUUUUUUUUUUCUUUUUUUAUUUAUUUUUUUUUUAAAAAAACGAUGGGGUGUUUCCCUUUCUUUUUUUUUUUUUUCACCGUUUUUAUAAAAUAUUUUUGUUUUUUUUUAAAAAAAAAUUAAAAAAUUCACAACCAUUAAAAUUAAUAUUAAUAGAGAAAAAAAUUUUUUGAUAAAAAAUGUUUUUUUUUUUUUAUUAUAGCUGUGGGGGGUGUUGUGUGGGGGGGGGGGGGGGGGCAUCUAGUAGAUUAGCCUUUGCUAUUCAGUAGGUGAUCCCAGCCCGCUCCUAUCUAGAUUUUACAAUUGUUAUUUUCUACUUAUGUAAACGUAUUUAUUUGCUCUUGUUAAUUCAAUGUAUCAUGCAAAAACGAGCUGAGUGAUCCCCUUCUCUUAUUCUUAUCUUACACUGGUUUUCCAUCCUCCCUCUUUGUGAAACAAUAUACUUCCGGAGCUUUUAAUUCGAAUUGGAACCACAGACACUUUCGGACGAGUUUUUAGGGAGCUCUUACAUCGUUUCGUGAGUUCCGACACCUCGAUCCUACAAACUGACCCACAAAUGAAUUCCCGUCUAGCCUUGCAGAAAGCUUGAAAUUUUAUGAAAUUAAAACUUUGGAGUCUGGGUACAAAGGAUUAUUAAAAAUGACUGGUUUUAAAAUGGUUUGUCUUCUGAGCAGUAAACGAACUGGAUGUAGUUGAAUUCAGUUACUUUGAUUUUACUCGUACAUUUCCCUUUACGUUGAUGAAUCGAGUCCGGAAACGAGUUUGCCUAAGAAGCUAGAUUAUUCAUAAUUUCUGGAUGGUGUUCCACGAUCGGCAAAUUUAAGAAAAAAAGUUUCCUUUAAUCCAAUAGCCAACUCUAUUUUAUGCGUGAACUUAAGAAAGAAGAUCAAGGUUGUAGCUUCAAAUAAAAUUAAGCCUAAAAUAAUGUCAACGACUUUCUUCCUUGUUUUUUCACUAACUCCAAACGACGACAAAAACGAAUGCGGGAGCAGCAAGGGGGACAAAAGAAAAACGGAUUCCAGGGGCUACUGUGCCGGUGGAAGUAAACGUCGAGAACUUGCUUGCGUUAACUGAGUAAGAGACGGCUUCAAAAACUCAGUGGUUUAAUAAGCACAAGCCCUUUAAAGUCAGGAUAAGAAGUGUAAUGGACCAAUUGCAAGCGAUUAAAAUUAGGACUAAUCGCUAAGCAGAAACAGAAAUCAGAAAUCAAAUGGACACAAUUGUAGUCUGCUUAGCAAAGGCUUUAUUACAGAUGUAACUAGUAUAAUUCUCGUUCCAAAACUCAACGAAUUCCAGAGGAAAGUCUUGCUUACGCGCAGACCUAGAUUGCUGGAUUAUAGCUUGAUUUCUUUAAUUCAGGUUCACAAACUUGCACCUUUCGAAUUCUCCCAUAGGCUCACAAGUUUCUGGUGUCAAUCAUAAACUAAAAAAGGAACUGGCUUAAUCAGUUUGGUCUGCGUAAGCACAUUAGAUCGCGGAAAAAAGUUUUAGUCAUAAUAACAAAACCACAAAUUGCAGGGGGAACAGGGAAUAAAAAGUGCCUCCUUUACCGCAUCACACGUAAGUUCCGUUGACAAAGUACCUACUUCCUUUGUCUGCGACAAAUUCAUUCUUGAGUUAUUUGAUUAAUUGCUCCUUAACUCUAGGUAACAGAGAGUUUAAAAGAACCGCCACCAAAACACCCCUUCAAGUGCUAUACAAUUUUAUUUGUGAGCUGUUAAAUUAAGUUCCUCAUUUCUCUGAAACGAGGAGUUUAAAAGCGUUGCCUCCUCAGCAACUAAAUCACUUACCCUGGAUACGACUUAAGGUAAGCCAGUUAAAAACUCAACAAAAAAUCUGUAACUUUUACUUGGAGGGAAGGUAGAGGUUUGCUCUUUUUUGCCCUCCUUAGCUUGUGUGUUCAUGAAAUGGGCUAUUGUGACGUACCUCUGUUUAUUACUCCUUUCUUGCUUUGUUCUGUUUCUUUUUUGUUAACAACAGACUCUAUCUUAGAGUAUAUAUACUUUUAUUAAUUUUUCGUACCAUGCAUGUAUACAGUUACAUAGGUGAUCUAAGGACACUCACUGGAUGGUUUACUGAUAAACUACGGUUAACUCCACAUUCAUGUUCACGUAAGCCUCCACGCCUUAGCUGAUUGAGCUUUAGUUCUACAUGAGUUCUGAUUUAACUUAAGCCUCAAAGCAACAGAUUGGAGCAAGUCGUACUUUGAUUCCAGCACGUCUCGUCCAAGGUGGCUAUCAAAUUAAGUUGGCAAGUUUCUAGGACAGAUUUCAGCCCAUCUUACCAAGAAAUAGCAAAAAAAGGGCUUGGGGCUUAAUACUGUACUAUUUUUUUAGGGUCCCUAUGCCUCUUUUUGAGUAAAUGUAACAAUUUUACUUCAAACCUAGGAACAUUACUUCAUCGUUAUUCACUUCAUUGUCUUCGUUUCGUGGAUCAGUACCAGUCAUUUAAAGAUGGUAUCACAAUUUGUGCCACUUCUGUGCUGUUCCUUUGCUCUUUUGGUGGUAAGUUAUUUCCUGCUUGUAUUAAGUUUGAUUUCAAUGUCCUGUUCAGCAGAGUCCAGGCUUUCACUGCAGAUCAUUGCAGAGAAUUAAAUGAACCCGGAUUGAACCUCCAGAGUUGCUCAACUAAGUAGUACUGAAAACUAAAUAUGCUUACAAAGAAGAGAACCAAACGUAACCAAGGAUAUUAGAUUGCUUUUUUGUCACUGUUGUAUCCGAUUGUUUACGGUAUAGUGAAAUUUAGUCACUUAUGAUGGUCUCGAAGCCACUUUUAUGUGGCUUUUGUGCAGCUGUUUGACGUCCUCAGCUUAUAUAUCUUCUGGGAAAAUGACAAAUUGUUUUUCGGGUCCUAUUUAGCUUCAUGGUGCACCUGAAUUUUAAUUCAACAGUUGUCAGCUGUCUCAUUGGCUUGAUUAAGUAACACGAAAAUUCUCUUGCUUUAAUUCUAGGGAGCAGCACUUGCUUCAUCUCCAGAGGCGAAAUCUCGUAACAAGCGUGCAGUGUCGAUUCCAUCCAAGCAUACGGUGGACGAUCUUGUUCUUGAACUGGCUAAAAAACAUGUGAGUUAAAACUUUUAAGGAACUAUGCAACAGUUUCUGCAUAAUGAGUUGAAGAUUCAACAUGCAUUUUUCAAGUAUCCGUGGUACUGUUACAAAAAAUCAAGAGAUAAAUUGCAAAAACAGUGGACGAAGAUCCUGCUGGUCGUCAACUUUGGAUAUUAGGAAAGAUCUAAUCAGCUAAAGCUGUUUAAAAAAAAAAAACGAGAAGUCCAAAAACUACUGCGAAGCUGGAACAUCGAGUAUUUUCAAACUUUUUCAAACAAUACUGAUUUCGGCUGGCCAGACCAGCUGGUGUUACUAAUUUUAAGUAAAAGUCCGUACCAUUAUUCUGCAAACAAUUACGUCCUUUAUAGUACAUUAUUCAGCCUCUAAUGUUUUCCUAUAUUACAAAUUGAACUCUAAUUGUAUUUGGAGCUUGUUCAGCAGGAAAUAGAAUUUGAAAAAAUGAUGAGUCAAAAUAUCUUUUUUUUUUUUUUUGAUUCAAAAUAUCUACCGUGGCAGCGCCCCUUUAAACUUAUGUAGGGCUAUUUCUUAGUUCUUAGAAGUGGCUAAAAGUUAUUACAAAUUAGGGGUGCGUGUGACAGGGAAGGCAUCAAAGGGAAAUACACAAUAGAUACCAAUUCCCGGCAGAGAGAAAGUCCUCGCAGCAAAAAGUGGCUUAGACACUGAGAAGGUUCGAUAAGGGACGCCGAAUUAGGAAACAGCAAUUCUUUUCUUUUAGUAGUUACAUUUUUAUGUUUUUCGACAAUUUAAUAGGAAAUCAUUAAAACGUUUAUUUAAAAAAACAGCAUUGUAUAGUACGUAUUGGCUAUACUGAGACCGCUUUAGCUAGAGUACUUGAUGCUCUUUGAAACCUGUCUGAGAUGCUAGCUCGAGGGGCCCAAAAUAGACUCCAAAUGAUGUGUUAAUACAUUAUUAAAAGCCUCACUAGAUUUUUAAUUCACAGAUUUAAAUAACUGAUAUUUGAUUUUUUAUCUUUAAUAUUUUUCUUUAUAGCUGAUCAAGAUGAUCGUUGAACAACAAACAGACAUGGCAAAGAUUCAGCACAGUCUCUCAACAUUGCAACGAGGUGAAGAAGUGUAUUGGGUUUAAUUUACUUUGUUGCUUUUAGACUUAAUGCAGACAGAAGUAUUAGACUAUUUUUUAGUAUAAUAUUAUUACCAACAAUCGAAACUUAUUCAAAAUAGCACACUUACUAAUAAUUUUGCUUUUACCGUAUCUUGGGCUCACCACUUCUGUUUGUUCUGGUAUGAGUGAUAAAACUUAAGCAGAAUUUCAAAUAUUGUUUGUUUGUAUAAAAUUUUAAAUAGUCAAUUAGUGCAAUGGUUGGAUAAAGUCCGUCAGAAAACUUUGGUAAUGUUUUUGCUAGCUUUUUGGGGGACUUGACCAUUCUCAACGUUUAAUUGCACUCCUAUCAUUUUGAACAAACUAACAAACAGAAGCGUCAAUGUAUUCAAUCUCAAUUUUUGGGCCAAAAGUAAAGAUCGAUUGUGCCUCGGGUCAGGGGGCUCCCAAAAUAAUCUACAACUCCCCUGUAUUAAUCUUUGAUUUUUACCAGCAUUCAUAACCACUCGCCUCAGUCUACUAACUAUUGUAAACAAAGAAAAGAAAGAAAUGGUAAAAUGAAUUUCAAAUACAAAGGCACUGUCUGGGGGGGGGGGGGGGGGGGGGGAUUUUCUCUUCUUUGAUUUUGGGGGUGUUGGGGGGGGGUUGGGGAGGGGGGGGGGGGGUUCCUAAAAAUUUUUAGGAGGGGGGAAACAAAACCCCGCCUGGAAAGGAUUCACGGGAAAAGAAAAAAAUAAAAGGGAAAAAAGAAAAUUCCAAACCACAAGUAGGCUGUUCUUACUCAAAGCCACCAGGAGAAUAAAAUAAAAUGUAAAAAAAGAAAAGAAAAAGAGAAAAAAUAAUUAAUAAGAAAGUAGGGGGGGGGGGGGGGGGGGGGGGGGGGGGAGGGGAAUUUCUCUUCCUUGCAUCUUGGCGUGAUGGGGGAGAGUUUGGGAAGGGUGGGGGAGUGUUCCUACAAUCUUUAAGCAGGCUGCAAUCAAACCCCGUCCUGACAGGAGUUCAUGGGAUAGUAAUAAAUGAACAGGGAUACACGAAACUUCCAAGCUACAGUUAGCUGAUCUUAGCUCUAUUUGCAUGACUGUAUGAUAACAUAGUAUCGAAGUAUUGAAAAAGCUAUUCAUAACUAAUCAAGCCACUUAUAUUUGAUAAAUUCCUGUUCCUUGGUUUGUUGCAGACGGUUGUACAAACAUCAAGUCGGUUGGUGCGCCUGUGACUCACAACACACGACAAUAUACCCAAGGAGCCUGGAUGAAAGACCCACUAGGCUUCAUGGGAGAUAAGAUAUUUGUUAUGGAGUCAUUUGCUGGAAGAAAAGUGCUUGAACAAUAUGAAAACAUUUUCAAGUUCAAGGCAGGAAUAGUUCAAAAGAAGCAUACGUUGCCUUAUAAUUAUGACGGAACAGGAGCAGUAGUGUACGGGCCAUACCUUUACUACAACAGGUGAGGUUUACAUAUGAAUGAUUCUCCCACGUCACGCAGCGGUUUUGGUUUCGUCACGCAAUGCGUCUCCCCGAGAGAAAGGAGCGUUCGAUACGAAGCAAAAGGAGCUGAUGAGUGGGAGAUCAACAAAAGAUCUGUUACUGCAAAUUUCCCUCUGCACCAGAAAAAUGUUCUUUUCCUGGUUGCCACAAUUUUGAGAUCAAGUAAAAAAUAAAAAGCCUCUCUCAGGUCAUCUGACCCUGAAACUGAGAAAGAAAACUGACCAUCCGAUCUUCCCUAUAUUAGCACUUGUUUGCCUUCAGAAUGAUAAGUUAGCCACAAAAUCAAGCAGUUUUUAAUGUGAGGUGGAAGAUUUGUUUAUUUUAGACGCCGUUUUAGUCUAUGAAGAUGUAAGAUCGGCUUUAAAAGUCCAAGAAAACAAUCUCGUGAUAUUUGAAUGCCUGUUCCUUUGCUUUGUAAAUCAACAGAGAAAAUUCACCCUACAUCAUCAAGUACAAUAUACUGACAAGUAAGCAAGAAGCCCUUAUUAACUUAGCUUCAGCUGGCUUUACACAGAGGAAGAAUUAUUACCAAUGGGGUGGUAACACUGGAAUGGACUUGGCUGUCGAUGAACAAGGAUUGUGGGCUUUGUGGGCCGAUACUGACAAUUCCUACCGACUUUACGCUUCUAAAAUUGAUGUCUACAGAAAUGUCAUUAUCGACACGCGCGCCUUGACUACAGGUAAGAGCAUGUGCGUGAUUCAUUUACUGUGUAACCUGUCCCACUUUUCAGCGGACACAAAAUCUGGUGCCGAAGAAUGUUCACAUUUUCUUUGUCUUAAGGGACACUUCUUCUGGGUCCCGAAGGGGACACCUUAGCACUCAAAAAGUGACUGACCACAAAAAUCGUUAAUACAUUGUAUUGUUCACUAGUCACGGAGGCGACAGCUUUCAAAACAUGAACUUUCUCACUUUAAUCAAUGCAAUGCAGUGUGGGAAUUAAACACACAACAUUGCAGAGAUAAGUUAAUCAUGAUUUUUUUUACACUAAUAUUAUCUAGCUACAUGAAGUAAUGACCGCAGAAGAUUCGGAGGCAGAAUAAAAGAAAACCAUUUUAUUUGUUGCUUAAUUAUUACAACCCCCAGCCCAACCUCCCCUCCGUCCUUCAGGGGACACUCCCCUUUGUCCCGAGGGUGCCCCCUGAAUAGAGGCUCCACUGUAUACAACUCAGAGAUCCGGCAGUACAAAGGCUUCCUACUUCCCUAGCUCCUAUUUACUAAUUUUCUUGGAAUUUAACAACAGAGAAAAGCGAAAAACAGCUCUCACCAAAUUUGAGGGGGCUGUGUCAUGGCUCUCAAGUUCAUUUUACUGAUAAAGCCGAUUACAUGUCCUUUUUUGCUACGAAAAUUGCGAAAUUACCUGUUGAUUACAGAAUCACAGCUUCUUCGUCAAACAAACAUGUCUCCCAAGUAUUAUUUCAGAACGUUACCGAAACAACAAAUUAAACGAACUUUAAAACCUUUAAGGCCAACAAGUUUUUGUCCAUCCUUUUCUUCUUUUGUUCUUACCGUGUUAUUUAUAUCUUCUUCACAGGUUGUUAACAGUUAUUUUUAUGUUUCACUCAAUUUGGUGGCAGUUUCCACUGUUUGAAUUAUGAAAAGUUUGGUGCCACAGCUCCUGUUCAGUUGACAACGCGAAAUUCAAUUCUUUACUGCCUUUUGGACAGAGAACUGCAUCUCCCUUCUUCCUUCUCAGUUUUUUUUUUUCUAGUUUUCAAUUUCUGUUUUAUUUUGUUACAUAUAGAAAGAAUGCACCACAUGGGGAAUGCUUUUGUCGCCUGCGGUGUGGUCUACUGUAUAGACGCCUAUAAUUCCCGGUCCACAACCAUCAACUUUGCUUACGACUUCAAAACUGGACGUUCAUGGAACCCCAACAUUCAGUUCACCAAUCAGUACGGCUAUAACUCCAUGGUGGACUACAACCCCAGUGAAAGAGUGCUGUACGCCUGGGACAACAAGCGUUUGGUCACUUAUCCUAUCACUUUUGAACCACAGAAGUAA